This is a messenger RNA of Nasonia vitripennis (jewel wasp), 3204 nucleotides long. RefSeq lists its product as uncharacterized. The record is from RefSeq and is a predicted model, not a curated record. The transcript has 3 exons. The coding region runs from base 1531 to 2802 and encodes 423 amino acids. NCBI's taxonomy places the organism in Eukaryota, Metazoa, Arthropoda, Insecta, Hymenoptera, Pteromalidae.
GAUUGAAAUUGCGCUUUAAAUCAUUGCUGGAAAGCAUACCCUACUGUGCUGGCAAAAUUUGAGAUUUUUUGUGAUCUGGGAAAAUUACUCUCACGGGAGCUACUGUAUGGUGUCGUGAAAACCUCAAAUGCUAUAAUCUUGUGACAGGUUUUCCGAGCGGAAAAUCUGAUCUUUUCAAAAACAGUUAAAACCGUGACUUGAUAACCCGAUAACAAAGAUCAGGAGUCUCUUACCCCAAAGUUAUUGAAAGUUUCUCCGAAGAAUGAUUGAGAAGAGGCGAGAUACUCGGGCGAGCCGUGAGGUGGGCAACGCGACAUGCACUCGGAGCUUAGUUGACCUCUCGACAAGCUAGUAUUAGGUAAUCGUUUUUACAAUUGUUUUUGGAAGUCCUAUUGAAACUUUUAUUUUCUCACAAGCAAUCUAAUUUAAUUUUAACUCCAGCCUUAGUCGUUUGCAAGUACCGAAUACUAGUGUAACUCACCGAAUAGAAUAAUAAACAUUUUAUAGUUACUAGACUUGGCGCAGUGCGCUGCGCGCACUGUAGUAGACUAUAAUUUUAUUAACUUAUUAAAUGGAAUAUAAAUACUUGAUUGAUAUUUUUAAUAUUUGUUUUCUAUCACGGAAAUAUAUCAAACUUUACAAUAUAUGAUUCAUUUCGCGCUCAUAUAAAUUUCAAAGUUGCCGCGGUUUCGUCGCCAACUUCCUUUUAAAAUUUUAAGGUUAUGUCUCGAGAGUAGAAUGUCUCUAGAAUAUUAUAAAUACACAAAUUAUAAUUUGAUAUGUAUUAUAGUAUUAUAUUACAUUUUUAAUAUUGGAAUCAAUUUUAGAAAUCAAAAACAAAUCAAAAAAUUCUAACGAUACUUUUGACGCAUGCGCACUACAUGAGCCAAUCAUAUUGACGCAUUCUUGGCUUCACUUCAUCCGGUCAUGACUUUUUUUAUAUAGGGAUAAUAAAUUUAUUGCAAUUGCUAUAUCUAUUUAUAACCAUCUAAGAGCAAAGUUUAAUAUUAUACAUAUGGUAAAACGGAUUAUAUUAAUUUCUGACAUGUGCUUUCUCGAAACAGUGGAAUGAUUUUUAUUUACUGCAAUUACUGAUCCUCACGACUUUUCGUAAGCUAAAGUACUCGCAAUUUAAGACAAUCAUUUUCGCGAUAAGAUAAAAUUAUAAGUGAAUGAGUAGUCGGACUUCUUAUCAAGUUCUGCAAUUGAAAAAUUCGGAAAUCAAGUUGAAAUAUUUAUACGACGAGCCAUAAAACAUAAUUAAAUCCUCCAAGCUACAGAGCGCUAGAUAAGAUAUGUUUCUGGGAUCUGCAAGUUCAUUCUAUUGUAAUGCAAAGCGCCGUUGCGCAAUUGCAAGUAAGAAGUAGCAUUUGCGGUAAGUUAACAAUCAUUCGCUGACAAGGACGACUCGACAACAAUCUUCUUCUGUUCCUUUAUUAACUCGAGCGAGCACUUCUCGCAGAGCUAGACUAGAAGUAGCCCGGGGCAUUCCGUUCUAGAAAAGCUGGCGCGACUACAGACGACUAGAGAAUGCCAAACAAAGCUGUCGUUAGGGCCGCGGAGGAACUCGAACGUAAGAUAAAAGCAUGGCUGCAUGAUCACCUGAUUCCUCGAAUGGCCGACAUCUUAAAAGAAAAAUAUAUCAAGGGAGAGGCCGAGUGCAAGGUUACGCGGCCGAGAGACUCCUAUUUCCAGUCCGACACCUUCUUCGCGAAUAUCCGGUUUGCCAGCUCUUCUCCCACUGAGUGGCACGUUCUGGUGAAGUUGCCCAACCAGGACGAGAUCGUACGCACCCACCAUAACUUUACAGACCUUUUUAACAACGAGAUACUCUUUUACCAGAGGUUUGCGAAUUCUGAGAGCGAAGAUUAUCCCAAGUGCUACUUAGCUGGCGCAGAUCCGGUCUUCGAGAAGGUGAUUGUGUUGGAAAAUGUAAGUCCUCGAGGUUACUUCAUCUGCUCCAAUAAGAUAAACAUAGGCAUGGACUACGUUCUGGCAGGACUGCAGACGAUCGCUAGAUUUCACGGCUUCACUUACGCCAUUAAGGAAGAAAUGCCGGAAAAGUUUUACCAGAUAGUUAACAAUAUUAAGUUGGUCAGAUACGACAAAGAUAAUGUAUACAUGCCACACAUGGAAACUGUCAACUCUAGAAUUCUUCGUGUUGUGAAAGGUCUAAAGGCAAGAGGUGAAGAUUUAAAAUUCACAAAACAAAUAGAAGACCUUUUUAAGGAUGCCUACCACAAAGUCCUAAUAAGGUGCGUCGAGCCAGUCGAACCACUUGCCACGAUUGUUCACGGAGAUUGCACCCAAAACAAUGUGAUGUUUCGCAAAGUAGACCCCGGAGGUUUUCAAGCAAUACUCAUUGAUUUUCAAUUGAUGAUGUAUACCUCACCUGCUGCCGAUGUCUCUGUUUGGAUUUACAUGUGUCUUACCCUAGAAGACAUCAAGGCGCAUAGAGAAGCCCUCUUCAACGCCUACCAUGAUACACUCAGGAAAAUCCUGAAGGAACGAAACAUCUGGUCGCCAGAAAAGUACAGUCGCGAGGCUUUUUGGCAGGAUUACAAGCAACAUGCGAUAAUAGGCUACAUAACAGCUGCAUACUUCCUGCCGAUUAUGACUGAGUUUGCGGACAACAAUGACCUGCUACAGUUGAAUGAUGAGGCGAUCGAAAAAGCUAAUGCUAGUGGCGGCGGUGAGGUCCUGACCAAUGCGCUUGUCGAUAUGUUGCUCGACGCCCGCGAGGCUGGUCUGUUAGACUUCUACUUGAACAAUGAUAAGGCCGAGGUUUGCCAACAUGAGUAAGCAGGUAAUGUGCAUUUAUUCGCGCGAAGGUAAAGAUUGCCGUGGCAGAGGAAAAACUGAUUGAUACAGAUUCAGAAGUUUAAUUUGGCAAGUAUACGCUGAGGGAUGUCGAUGUUUAAUUUUAGUUGGAUUAAUUUGGCUGAUACAUGGAUACAUGUUUUCAGCGGAAUUAAUCUAGGCUUGUUUGAGAGUUAUGAUUGUUGCAUUUAUUUCGAUAAUGUUGCAAUCAACUAUAAUCCUCUCGAUGCAGGGAUCAAUGUGAUUCUAGCAUAAUUACGGUCAAAGAGAUUAAAACUUCAUUUAACCGGUAUCCAAAGCACGACGGUCAAUAUUUGUGACUGAAAUUUCGAUAAUUUGAUUAUGCUGUACAAUUAAAUAAACGGAGAACUUCAUAACAUUUAA